AUGGCAUUGACGACAGACCUCUCCUCGCAUCUCGCCUUGGUGACCGGAGCAACAGGCGGAAUAGGCAAAGCGACAUGCCUCGCCCUGGCCCACCUCAACUGCUCCAUCGCCGUGCACUAUCAUAGUGCCUCGGACACGGCAGAAACCCUCGUCGCACAGCUCAAAUCGAUGAACGUGCGCGCCUCUGCCUUUCGCGCGGAUCUAUCUUCCUACGACGAGACGCGCUCUCUCCACACCGACGUCGUGCGAGAAAUGGGUCAUCCAACCAUCCUCUUCAACAACGCCGGGCUGACCAUGGGGGUAUCCCGAGUCAAGGAUAUCAGCGAGGUGUCCGUGGAGGACUUUGAGAAAACGUGGAGAGCAAACUGUGGCACAGCAUUCUUGCUCACCCAGUUGUGUAUCCCCAAGAUGGUUGAUGCCGGUUGGGGCAGGAUCAUCUUCUGUUCCAGUGUCGCGGGCUUCACCGGUGGUGUGGUGGGACCCCAUUAUGCAUCCUCUAAAUCGGCACUCCAUGGGUUGGUGCAUUGGCUAGCUGGCGCUUAUGCAAAGACCGGCAUAACCAUCAACGGUGUUGCACCAGCAUUGAUCGAAGAGACCAAGAUGCUGCCUGGAGGGUCGGCAGAGUUGUCUGCUAAAAUUCCCAUUGGGAGACUGGGAAAGCCUGAAGAAAUCGCAGAGACAGUGCUGUGGAUUGUCAAGACUGGUUAUGUCCACAACAAAAUCAUCGCCGUCGAUGGAGGCAUGUUCAUCCAGUAA
Fonsecaea nubica is the source of this 756-nucleotide messenger RNA. RefSeq lists its product as hypothetical. The transcript is spliced from 3 exons. The record is from RefSeq and is a predicted model, not a curated record. Gene Ontology annotation, molecular function: oxidoreductase activity. Lineage: Eukaryota; Fungi; Ascomycota; Eurotiomycetes; Chaetothyriales; Herpotrichiellaceae. Bases 1 to 756 code for a protein of 251 amino acids.